AGCAGCUACGCCAAAAUGUCCGACAUCGAAAAGAUGAUCGGCGGCGACUACGCCCAGCUCACCAACACCAAUAUUCGCAGCUUUGGCUGGAAGGGAGUCUCAGUCACCGUCAAGGACCGCCAGUCGCAGCAGCCCAAGACCAUUCUGUCCGACAUCAAUGGCAUCGUCAAGGCCGGAGAGCUGCUCGCCCUGAUGGGACCUUCCGGUUCGGGUAAAUCAACCCUCAUGAACGUCCUGGCUCACCGCACACACUCCCUGGCCGCCAACGUCAAGGCUGCAAUCUACAUCAACGGCUCAGCAGCAAACCCGAAAACCUUCCGUCGAAUUUCCGCCUACGUCGAGCAAGAAGAUGCCCUGGUCGGAUCUCUCACGGUCAGAGAAACCCUCAACUUUGCGGCGCGUCUGUCGCUGCCAAAGACCGUCAGCAAGCUCGAGCGCAUCCAACGCAUCGAAGCACUGCUGACUGCCUUUGGCUUGCAAGGACAAGCCAACAACCUCAUUGGAACACCGAUUAGGAAGGGUAUUUCUGGUGGUCAGAAGCGUCGUGUCUCUGUUGCCGCCCAGCUCAUCACCAGCCCGAAACUUCUCUUCUUGGAUGAGCCCACCUCGGGUCUGGACUCGGCUGCUUCUUUUGAAGUCAUUUCCUUCGUCAAGGACAUCGCCAAGAAACACAACGUGAGUCCCUUGAUCGUGAUUGCCUCCAUACAUCAGCCUUCAACCUCGACAUUUGCAAUGUUCGACAAGCUGUUGUUACUCUCGCAAGGAGGCACAGCCUACUCCGGCCCGGUAUCUGAAGUGCAGCCAUACUUUGAUGCCUGCGGCUUUCCCAUCCCGCUCUACAUGAACCCGGCAGAGUUUAUCAUCGAUUUCGUCAACACUGACUUUGCGAGGGAUCGAAGCGAGGUUGACCAGCAACUUAACAUGGUGCACUCAUCCUGGCACAAAUCUCGACUCGCCACAGCAACUGUAACCGAGCUGACUGAUGAAAUGGCUCGCAAUUCCAUGGACACCGAUAUCAACGCAGAGACCAAGGAGGAGAGCGCCGGCCCACUCGCCAUCCCAUUGGCUUUGAUCCAUCGAUCAUUCAUCAAGUCGUAUCGCGAUAUCAUCGCGUACGGCAUUCGGAUUGCCAUGUACAUGGGUCUGGCAGUCAUGAUGGGUACCGUCUGGCUGCGUCUGAACCCAGAUCAGGGCAACAUCCAGUCCUUCAUCAACGCCAUCUUCUUUGGUGGCGCUUUCAUGUCGUUCAUGGCUGUUGCUUACAUCCCGGCUUUCUUGGAGGAUCGUGCACUGUUCAUCAAGGAGCGCGCCAACGGUCUCUACGGUCCCAGUUCCUUUCUCUUGGCCAAUUUCGUGACUGGUAUUCCUUACCUGUUCUUGAUCGCCAUGCUGUUCUCGAUCGUCGCCUAUUGGUUGUCUAACUUCCGACCGACUGCGCAGGCCUUCUUCACCUGGGUCAUGUGGCUCUUCCUGGAUCUCAUUGCCGCCGAAUCUUUGGUCGUGCUCAUCAGCUCUCUCAUCCCCAUUUUCGUCGUUGCUCUCGCCGGAACAGCGUUUGCCAAUGGCCUCUGGAUGUGCACAGGUGGAUUCCUCGUGCCACCACAGACGCUCAACCCAUUUUGGCGCUACGUCUUCCACUACAUUGACUACCAAUCCUACGUCUUCCAGGGUAUGAUGGUCAAUGAGUUCGGCCAACGAAACUUCACGUGCGGCCAGAACUCGGCGGGCCAAUGCUCAUGCAUGUACGAGACGGAGCUCGCAGACCAGUGUCUCAUUGCCGGCACUGGUGUGCUCAAGAACUAUGGCUACAAAACGGGCGAGACCGGAAAAUGGGUCGGCAUCAUGAUCGGCAUCAUUUGCGGCUACAGAAUACUCGGGUGGGCCACUCUCUAUCUGAGAAGAAGCUAAGAGGCUUCUACGACUUCCUUGCACAUAUUUCUCCGAGUCUUCUUGUUUGUUGCAGCAUGUUUCGAGAAGAAGCGAUUUUACGAGGUGGGAAUCAUCAGGCGAGGACUUAAUUGGCUCAGUGCGCCAGUCCACUACUUGACAGUCAUGUACGCGAAAUGCCUUUUCAUGGCUAUGACCAGGGAGUUUGGUAAAAGGAAACCGGAAAAGGAGCCCGACAGAGGCUGUUUUGCACACCUUCACUAGAUAUCAGCCACCUGAUCAUUCACC
Molecule: messenger RNA, 2175 nt
Organism: Pseudocercospora fijiensis CIRAD86
Lineage: Eukaryota; Fungi; Ascomycota; Dothideomycetes; Mycosphaerellales; Mycosphaerellaceae
Product: ABC transporter, ABC-G family, WBC-type
Exons: 3
Coding region: 16-1908 (630 amino acids)
Cellular component (GO): membrane
Molecular function (GO): ATP binding; ATP hydrolysis activity; ABC-type transporter activity
Source: RefSeq, a predicted model, not a curated record